UGGCAGCAGCAGCCACCACAAUGGCAGCAGCAGCAGCCACCACAGUGGCAGCAGCAACAGCAGCAGCCACCACAGUGGCAGCAACAGCAGCAGCCACCACAGUGGCAACAGCAGCAACAGCCACCACAGUGGCAGCAGCAGCAGCCACCACAAUGGCAGCAACAGCAGCAGCAGCCACCACAGUGGCAGCAGCCACCGCAGUGGCAACAGCAGCAGUCACCACAGUGGCAGCAGCCCCCGCCGCCACAGUGGCAGCAGCAGCAGCAGCAGCCUCCACAAUGGCAGCAGCCUCCACAAUGGCAGCAGCAGCAGCAGCAGCGACAGUGGCAGCCGAAGCAACCGGCGCCACAGUGGCUACAGCAAAACAGAAGGAGGAGCACCCAGCAGGCAUACCCUCAGCUACCAUGGCAGCAGCAGCAACAGCAGCAGUCACCACAAUGGCAGCAGCAGCAGCAACCUUGGCAGCAGCAGCAGCGGGAGCCAUGCGAGCAGCAGGGAAAAGAUCGCACAGAAGAAGCUGCGGGGCUGAAGCAUCAGCAGCAGGAGCAGCAGCAGCAGCAGGAGCAACAGAAACAGGGCUUAGCCGAUUUGUAA
This is a messenger RNA of Eimeria maxima, 594 nucleotides long. RefSeq lists its product as hypothetical. The annotation marks the transcript as partial. The transcript has a single exon. The record is from RefSeq and is a predicted model, not a curated record. Lineage: Eukaryota; Apicomplexa; Conoidasida; Eucoccidiorida; Eimeriidae.